GCUCUAGGGAAAUUCCCACAUAAUGGAGUCCUUCCUUUCCUAGUACUUUGAUCAAUGCAUGGUUUGUUUACGGGUAACUGCCCCACACAGAAGGUAAAAUUGUUGUUUCUGUGUUCUCGUUGUGAAAUGGCACAACCCGGUGUUAAGUAUAUUCUUCUUCAAGAUCGUGUCGGACACACAGUUGAAAGAAGUGUGUUAUCGCUCGGCCUUACGACGAAGUCAUCGCCAAUGCAGGUACUGCGAGGCGAGUUGUUUGAAGGUGUUCCUGAAGCUGAACAGCCUGAAGAGUCAACUAAAGUAGCUGCUGUUGGAAUUGAACGUAAAUCGUUACGUCUUGAAUGUCGUACAGAGGAUUUAGCCCGCCUAUAUGGAGAAGACGCCAACUUGCUCUUACCAAUUUCAUCGGCUCAAAAGAGAUAUGAUACGUUUAUGGACAGAAAUCGUCUACCGUUUGGCCGAAAGCUUUUUCCCGGAAGUACUGUUUUUGUCGAAGUGAAAGGAGUUUCAAAAGAUUUGCCUGGUGUCGUCUGGUACAUAGGAGAAUUGCCGCCUGGCACUGGGACUUGGUUCGGAGUCGAACUGGUUAAAAAUCCUGGGUCAGGAACAUGUGAUGGAACCUUCAGAAACAAGCGAUACUUCAAGUGUGCACCAGACUCUGGUGUUUUUGUUGCACUGGAUAAAUUAAAACCACGAGACAAUACAGAUGACCUAAAAUCUCAAAAAAAUAGAAAGAAAGAUGAAAAUAUUCAGGCUAACAUAACAUCGCGUCUCAAGGACUCAAUACGAUCAUUUUGGAAAGGAAAACUUGAGCAUAAGUCAUCUCGAGGAAGUAAUGGAGUGCUUAAGAUUGAUGAUAGAGUAGUGACAUUUAUUGGGAAUAUUCCUGCCAGAGGAACUGUACGUUAUCUUGGCCAGGAGAAAGAUUCAAGUGGAAAUGAUUACAUAGAUGUAGGAUUAGAAAUGGAUGAAAGAGUGGGAGCAGGAACUGGUAAAAAACAUGGCUUUCAAGUCUUUGUUUGUGAGACAGAUUUUGCAGCAUUUGUUCCAUUAGAAACUGUCAUGCCAGAAAAAGACUUUGAUGAGAACCCUGAACAAUCUAAAAGACAUACUCCCGAAGAUGAAUCAUAUACAAGAUCGAUGAGCUGUGUAAAUAUAUCAUCAGAUAGAGGUGCAAGUAAGGAAUCUCUCAGAAAACUAAGAAGAACAAAUUCACUGACCACUGCAGAAACACAACUCAUAAUGGCAGCUGGAGAAUCCAGUAAAACUGAUACUUUGGAAUUCAUAGAGAAACAACGUGAGAUGCUGAAGGAGUUUGAGGGUAAAAACCUGCCAGACAAUCAAGAUAAUGAUGUUGUUAUGCAAGAUGAAGAAAGGACAGACAGUGCAGGAAAUUUUGACUUCAAAGAUGAUCAUUUUGAAAGCUCUCCUCCAGACAAGUCUGUUCACCAUGGGAAACAGAUAAUUACAAAACAGCCUGGUUUGUCCAAUGGAGACCCCAAGAUAAAACAUUACUCCCAAGCUGCUACUCUUGAAUAUCCUGAUUUUGUCCACAUAGAGAAGAAGGACUAUGAUAACUUGAGUAGGAAGCAUGAAAGGGACUGGGAUUCUAGGUUACCUGCAAAACACCCUUUACAAUCUAUUUCUCAUGGAUCACCACAGCAGAAAGAAGAAGCAAGGCUCCGAGAGCAAGGAGAAAAUGGAAACGACCCAAUUGUGUCAACAGCUGAAGUUGAACUGGAGAAAAGCUCAGGUGCUAGUGCAGAAAAGAUGGAUGUGGAAAUGCUGCCUAAUGAUCCUUCAGAGCAGCUGCAUACACAGUCACAAACCAUAUUACCCAACAGUGAGAUGGAAGCUAACACCAGAAAUGGUGAAAGUGGCUCAUUGGCAGUUGAUAAUCAUCAUGGUCUUGAAGUUGGAUCCAUGAUAGAGGUUCCUAUGGCUAAUGGUUAUCCAAGAUAUGGAGUUAUUCGCUGGAUUGGAUUUCUUCCAAAUGUAAAGGAUAAGCUGGUUGCAGGUUUAGAGUUGGAAGAGGAGCAGUCUGCAUGUUCAGAUGGAACAUUUAACAAAGAGAGAUACUUCACCUGCCAAGCAGGAAGGGGCUUCUUUGUUUUGCUGGAACAUUGCCGACCAGAUUCACGUUUUGAAACCAACACACCAACAAGUGACAUGAGUUUGGGGGAUAAAAAAGAUUUUGGAACUAUGCUCACCCCAGAAGUCCCAGGGGUAACCAUGCCUCCUGAAACUCUUCAGGAUAAACACUGUGGACAAAUGCGUGGUCUUCAGGGUCACCACAAUUCGUGUUACCUUGAUGCCACACUUUAUAGCAUGUUUGCAUUCACUUAUGUCUUUGACACCUUACUACAUCGUAAGAAAAGAGAUAAUGAUCUGUUGGAAUAUGAAAAAGUACAGACUGUACUGAGAGACUUCAUUGUUAAUCCUUUGAGAACGUAUGGAUUUGUUCGUGCAGACCGCCUCCUUAUGCUGAGACGACUCCUUGACCAGCUCAGCUCCACAGCAGGCCUGGUAAACGAAGAAAAAGAUCCAGAAGAAUUCUUAAACUCUCUCCUGCAGCAGGUGCUGAAAGCAGAUCCUUUUCUUCACCUCAAACCCCGAGAUGUUCAAGAAAAGGACAGCGAAGGAGCGUUCUUAUAUCAGAUCAUAACAGACAAGGAUGAUACUGUAAAAAUUGCACAGGUUCAAAAGCUUUUAGAACAAUCGUUUAUCUCAGCGGAUCUCAUAUUGUCCGAGGUUCCCUCGUGCUUAGUUCUUCAGAUGCCUCGGUUUGGUAAGAGAUACAAAAUGUACGACAUGAUUCUACCCAAUCUGGAACUCGACGUCACACACAUUGUGGAAAAUGUUCCUCGAGAAUGCAGCUUGUGUGGCGUUGAAGUAGCUCAAUAUGAAUGUAAAAAAUGCUAUCAAACGGGCCUCCUUGGGGCUGGCUCCAGCGGAAUUGCAAGUUACUGUAAGAAAUGCAAUGAUGCCGUUCACUCGCAUCCACUUCGCCAGAAUCAUAAACCUUGGCCAAUACUUCUCCCAAGGGUUUACAGUCAAUACAGCGAUGGGAGGAAAACAGGGGAGAGGCAAAGAACUCUUGAUAAGCAGAAAAUGGAACUUUUUGCCGUUGUCUGUAUCGAGACAAGUCAUUACGUAGCGUUUGUUAAGUGUGGUCCCGGAGCAGAGGCUCCCUGGUGUUUCUUUGACAGUAUGGCUGACAGGAAAGGGGAGAGAAAUGGUUACAAUAUCCCUGCAGUGACACCAUGUCCUGAAGCUCUGGAAUGGCUCUCCAAAACUCCCGAUGAAAUCAGUGCAGCGAAGGAGAGAGGCGAGAUGCCUGAAAAAGUCCGUCGCCUUCUAGGGGAUGGAUAUCUCUGCAUGUACCAAAACCUGGAAAUGGUUAUGUACAAAUAAAUCAGGAGAAUUGCUUGUGGUCACACCUACAGCCCAUUCGACUCGCGUAGCUUACACGAGAAUCGAAAAUGAACCGCCUCUUUGAUAGGAGAUCAAGGAAGCUACUUUGCGCCAUAGGAACCCAAGCUUCCAAGCUCAGAUUUCGCAAUCGCUAUAUGGCUUCGUGAAUAUAAAUCUGCAGAGAUAGAAAUUUAGUCGCAAGGAAAAAAGGAAACUUAGGAUUUUUGUAUCAAAUAUUACAUAAAGACGUACUGAUUCACAUUUAGCACGCGAAAACGACAUGUGGAAAUUGGGGGGGGGGGGGAGUCUCUAAAGAAACUGUGGUGCUGCGUCGGUGG
Messenger RNA from Stylophora pistillata, 3749 nucleotides. RefSeq names its product ubiquitin carboxyl-terminal hydrolase CYLD. Lineage: Eukaryota; Metazoa; Cnidaria; Anthozoa; Scleractinia; Pocilloporidae. Gene Ontology annotation, molecular function: cysteine-type deubiquitinase activity. The record is from RefSeq and is a predicted model, not a curated record. Gene Ontology annotation, biological process: protein deubiquitination.